UGCGGGGUGCAGAGAACUCAAGGAUCGCCGGAGCAGAGCAGCACCGAGGACAGCGCCCGGCAGCGCCGCGCCCAGGUCUUCCUCCUCCGCCCGGCGCCCGCACGGACCCACUCGCACACUCGCACACGCAGACACACGCCUCGCUGUACAAUGGCAGAAUCCCACCUGCAGUCAUCCCUGAUCACAGCCAAACAGUUUUUCGAGAUCUGGCUUCAUUUCGACUCUGACGGAAGCGGUUACCUGGAAGGAAAGGAGCUGCAGAACUUGAUCCAGGAGCUCCUGCAGGCGCGAAAGAAGGCUGGAUUGGAGUUAUCACCUGAGAUGAAAACUUUUGUGGAUCAAUAUGGGCAGAGAGAAGAUGGAAAAAUAGGAAUUGUAGAGUUGGCUCAUGUAUUACCCACAGAAGAGAAUUUCUUGCUGCUCUUCCGAUGCCAGCAACUGAAGUCCUGUGAGGAAUUUAUGAAGACAUGGAGAAAAUACGAUACUGAUCACAGUGGCUUCAUAGAAACUGAAGAACUUAAGAACUUUCUGAAGGACCUGCUAGAAAAAGCAAACAAGACUGUCGAUGACACAAAGCUAGCUGAGUAUACAGACCUAAUGUUGAAACUGUUUGACUCAAAUAAUGAUGGGAAGCUGGAACUGACGGAGAUGGCCAGGUUACUACCAGUGCAAGAGAACUUUCUGCUUAAAUUUCAGGGAAUUAAAAUGUGUGGGAAAGAAUUCAAUAAGGCUUUUGAGUUAUAUGAUCAGGAUGGCAAUGGAUACAUAGAUGAAAACGAACUGGAUGCUUUACUGAAAGAUCUGUGUGAGAAGAAUAAACAGGAUCUGGAUAUUAAUAAUAUUACAACAUACAAGAAAAACAUAAUGGCUUUGUCGGAUGGAGGGAAGCUGUACCGAACAGAUCUCGCCCUUAUUCUCUCUGCUGGGGACAACUAGAGCUGGGGCCACAACCACCUGCUAGCGGUACAUUGUAUCUAAAAAGAUAACUGAGCACUAUAAAGGAGUAGGCUGUAUUUUCUUUUAUAUCUGUAAAUUUUACUGCAUAUAGACAAUUAUCCAGGAUGUGUGGCACAUUCUUUUCUGCUUGUUUCUAUACUGUUUGUAAUGUACAGUUUUUGUAACUAUAUGAUUGAAAAGGAGAAGGUCUAUAUUUAGGCCAGCCGGUAUACCCAAUUAAAAAUAACCUAAUAUGUUCUUGCUUUUAUAAAUACAAUUGCCCAUGAAGAUUCUCCUGAAAUUUUUUGCCAGGAUUAAUCUCCAAAAUUCUAGUUUCUGUUGAAAAAUGCACAUUAUUCACUGAAUAAAACACUGUGAUAAAAGCAUUUAUCACUUAAUAAAGAACUAUGCUUGACAAGCCAAGGAUUCUUAUUUUAGACAAUCAUAGGACUGUCCCACAAAGUGCUUCUGUAUUUCCAACUACUGAGAGAUAUGUGCUUCCCCACCUAAAAUACUCACAAAAAUACCAAUAAAAAGUUACAUUAUGCCUUUUUGAACUUCACCAUCUCACUAGAGAUGUAGUUACUGAUCAACAACAUGUCUACAGCUUGAAUCCAUACCAAAUUAUUUACUCAAAUUGAUGUGGUGACAAAGGAAGACAGCACCAAGUGUCACAGAUCUAAGUCUGUUUCUGAGAAGUCUACUGUGAGAGUAUGACCUUAAUUCAUUUUCUAUUUUCAUGUGUUUCAGAUUAUAAUUACUCUGGUAACUGCUGUUUCAUGUCAUAUGGUCUGUAAGCUCUGAUUAAAUUUAAUAUGCUAAGUAUCCUGGUGUCUAGUUGCAUAUUUCCUGGAUUUUCUUUCUAUGUAGAACUGUUCAUUUCACCAAGGGUAUCUGCUGCCUUUGAAAAUAUUUUUUUCUAGCUAUAACAACUCUAUUUUUUACUACAUAAUUGAAUUUUAAUGUAAAAUUCAUAACAUCCUGAUUACUGAAUGUUAUAUCAUCAAUACUUUUGUGUAUUCUGUGGAUUCUAUAUUUCACAUUGGGAUUAGCAUUCAGAAUAGUUUUAUUUCUAUCUGCAAAUAGUUUCAAAUGAGUUCAAAAUAGCCUCUGAAAAAAAUGCUACUGUAAUCAUUAUCUUAUCUAGUAAAGGAGAUUCUAAAACCUUCUUUGGCCCACAUCUGAGUCACAGAGUAACAUAUUGUAGUUAGAAUAUCUUAUCCUGGUGAUAGUUGACGUGUAAUAAAUGGUAAUCUUAGGUUCUCUGUGGAAAAGAGAAAUGAGAAAAAUGUUUAUGUGGAAUUUAUAAAGUUGCCAUAAAAAAGUUAAUGAUGAUUCUGGGUCAACAUGAAUGUUCCAGUUCAACUUUUAUUUUUUCAGUUCAUAAAACUAAUAGAAAAUGUGAGCUAUCUCCUUCCCUCAAGAAUGAAUAGAGAAAAAGAUCUACCAGAAUAAAAUUUAUCAGUGGAUGUGAAUGGUAGAUUGGCUUUGCCUGCAGUGUAUAAAUGGAAGCACUAACAUUAGGUUGAAUUUAACUGCAAAGAAUAAAGAAAAAAGAAAACACC
Octodon degus (degu) is the source of this 2501-nucleotide messenger RNA. RefSeq names its product calbindin 1 (gene Calb1). Gene Ontology annotation, molecular function: calcium ion binding. Gene Ontology annotation, cellular component: terminal bouton; nucleus; synapse. The coding region runs from base 151 to 936 and encodes 261 amino acids. The record is from RefSeq and is a predicted model, not a curated record. Lineage: Eukaryota; Metazoa; Chordata; Mammalia; Rodentia; Octodontidae. Gene Ontology annotation, biological process: regulation of presynaptic cytosolic calcium ion concentration; regulation of long-term synaptic potentiation. The transcript has 11 exons.